Pedinophyceae sp. YPF-701 is the source of this 396-nucleotide messenger RNA. The record is from the annotation of a GenBank genome assembly. Lineage: Eukaryota; Viridiplantae; Chlorophyta; Pedinophyceae.
AUGGCGAUGUUCUUGCAGCGCUGGCUCAGCCUAGUGGCGGCCUUGCGCAUGCUGUCAGUUUUCAUCGGGAUCCUAAAUGUAGAUAAGUUCAAGACGCAGCUCUUCGACCUGAAGCCCGAACAGGUGACGCCGCUGUACGGCAGGACGUUCGCGGCGUGGACCGCGGUCACGUGCGUGCUGUGCGUGCUGUGCGCGAGGAACCCGACGGAGCCCUCCAUCUACCACGCCACGAUGGCGUCGUUCGGCGUCGCGCUGCUGCACUUCGCGGCCGAGUACUUCGUGUACGAGACCAUGUCGCUGCGGACCGUCGCGAGCCCGGGCAUCAUCGCGUCGGUGUCCUUCCUGUGGAUGUUCAUGGGCCGAACAUAUUACCUCGAGGACGUCAAGACCGACUAG